UUAGGCUCGACCGUCACAUGACUUGACUCCAGCUGGUCACGUGCUCCCGGUGCUGUCAUGGCCGAUGCUGAGCACAGUAAAGCUUUUAGCGGAUUGCUGAACGGUAUCGCCCAGAGCAGAUACUAUGGAAACCCGGAGAUAACGGAGGAGCUGCUGAAGAGGGAGCUGUACCCGGAGCUACCGCCCAACGAGUUCACGGCCCUGCACGACAAGAUGCAAGGCAUCAUCAAGUCAAUUGUGUCUGCAGAUAUGGACACAAACCAAAUUGACGCCUUCUUGACGGCACAGACUAAAAAACAAGGAGGAAUCACUGCAGAGCAAUCGCUGGUCAUUGCUAAAUUUUGGAAGAAUCACAAGAAGAAAAUUCGGGAAAGUGUGAUCAACCAGAGCAGAUGGGAAAGCACCCUUAAGAGCCUGAAGUGGAGGAUAGAUGUAAAAUCACAGUCCAGACACGUGGACCAAGUAAACAGCUCCGCUGCCAUUGUAGAGAUGGAGAUUGGAACAAAAGACCAGGUUUCAGAGUUUCUUUGCUUAGAACUCAAUGAAACAAAGAUGAAUGAAGUGCUUAAGAAAUUGUCGGAGGUGGAGGACAGCCUGGCCGCAUUGACUCAGAUCAGCUAACUACCAGGAACAACGUGCUGAAGAUUUUUUUUAUUUUUUGG
Messenger RNA from Hyla sarda, 662 nucleotides. It is a transcript of the gene COMMD1, whose product is annotated as copper metabolism domain containing 1. The record is from RefSeq and is a predicted model, not a curated record. Gene Ontology annotation, biological process: copper ion homeostasis; negative regulation of sodium ion transmembrane transport; regulation of proteasomal ubiquitin-dependent protein catabolic process. Bases 58 to 621 code for a protein of 187 amino acids. Gene Ontology annotation, cellular component: endosome. The transcript has 3 exons. NCBI's taxonomy places the organism in Eukaryota, Metazoa, Chordata, Amphibia, Anura, Hylidae.